GACAACAGGUAAGACCACCCUCUUUACAAAAUCCUCCAUCAUAGCCAAAUUCCACUCUUGCUACAAACAAGGACACUACAGGACAUCAGGAGACUGGAGGAGGCACAGACACCAUGGCAACUACCUCAACUCAGAAUGUGGAGUUUGUGCGGACCGGCUAUGGCAAGAAUCUGGUCAAGGUGCUGUAUAUCAGACGAGAGGGAACUCACCACUACAUCACUGAGCUGACGGCUAAUGUGGAGCUCACCCUCAAGUCCCGCAAGGACUACUUGACCGGUGACAACUCGGACAUCAUCCCUACUGACACUGUCAAGAACACUGUCCAUGCACUGGCUAAGCUGAAGGGAGUUUUGACCAUAGAGCAGUUCGCCAUGGACAUCAGCAAACAUUUCCUGACAGCUUUCAAUCAUGUGACCAGGGUAAAUGUGAAGAUUGAGGAGGCACCAUGGAGGAGACUGGAGAAGAAUGGUGUCGAGCAUGCACAUGCAUUCAUCUACAGCCCUGAAUCCUGGCGCUUCUGUGAAGUCGAACAGAAUCACAAUGAGAGCCCUAUUCUUCACAGUGGCGUGAAAAACAUGAAGGUGCUGAAGACCACUCAGUCUGGCUUCGAGGGCUUCUUCCGAGACCGCUUCACCACUCUACAGGAGGCCAAGGACAGGUGUUUCUGUACCUCUGUCUACGCCAGGUGGCGCUACAACAAGGUCCAGAAUGUCGACUUUGAUAGCACAUGGAACUCUGUCAAGGAGACAAUAAUUGAGAAGUUUGCUGGCCCAUACGAUCGUGGAGAGUACUCUCCCUCGGUGCAGAAAACCCUCUACGACACACAGGUCAUAGUCCUGGAUAGGGUGCCUGAGAUUGAAGAGAUUGAGAUAGUCAUGCCUAACCAACAUUAUUUCACCAUUGACAUGACGAAAAUGGGUCUCACCAACAACAACGAAGUUCUUCUGCCAUUGGACAAUCCUUCAGGGAACAUCAUGGGCACAGUACGCAGGAAGCCACAAGCAAAGCUAUGAAAAGGAACACAAAGCUACCCAAAAAGACUUUAAUCACAGUGAGAAGAAAACGAUAAUUAAUGUACCAUCGGUUAAGAUCUCUCCAAACAUAGCAUACUGAUCAAUCUACAAGGCUGUGUUCAUUAGGCACCAAACAGAAAGAAAAACAAACUGAAACAGGGAGGACUAACCUGUCCACUUUUUUCUCUGUUGCAAAUGUAUUUCCAUUGCGUGCCCUAAUGAACACUACCCAGGCACAUGUUAAGUGAAGUAAAACAUGUACAAAGCUG
This is a messenger RNA of Salvelinus namaycush (lake trout), 1282 nucleotides long. It is a transcript of the gene uox, whose product is annotated as urate oxidase. Gene Ontology annotation, cellular component: peroxisome. Gene Ontology annotation, biological process: urate catabolic process; purine nucleobase catabolic process. The record is from RefSeq and is a predicted model, not a curated record. The transcript is spliced from 8 exons. Lineage: Eukaryota; Metazoa; Chordata; Actinopteri; Salmoniformes; Salmonidae. Gene Ontology annotation, molecular function: urate oxidase activity. The coding region runs from base 114 to 1013 and encodes 299 amino acids.